Messenger RNA from Spirodela intermedia, 84 nucleotides. The record is from the annotation of a GenBank genome assembly. Lineage: Eukaryota; Viridiplantae; Streptophyta; Magnoliopsida; Alismatales; Araceae.
AUGAGAUUCGGGAUCAUCCUGCGCGUCCGUCUCCACCACUCCUUUUCAGUCGUGUUCCUAUACUGGUUCUACUCUGUUUCGUGA